Solenopsis invicta (red fire ant) is the source of this 10209-nucleotide messenger RNA. It is a transcript of the gene Itpr, whose product is annotated as inositol 1,4,5-trisphosphate receptor. Gene Ontology annotation, molecular function: inositol 1,4,5-trisphosphate-gated calcium channel activity; inositol 1,4,5 trisphosphate binding. The transcript is spliced from 45 exons. Bases 316 to 8508 code for a protein of 2730 amino acids. The record is from RefSeq and is a predicted model, not a curated record. Gene Ontology annotation, biological process: calcium ion transmembrane transport. Gene Ontology annotation, cellular component: membrane; endoplasmic reticulum. Lineage: Eukaryota; Metazoa; Arthropoda; Insecta; Hymenoptera; Formicidae.
CGGAAGUGCACCGGCAUUUUCGUCUUCCACACGUACCUCGGGGAUACCUCGAGGAGCGAACGAACGAACCGCGAUCUGCCGCUGUGCGAUACAUCGAGCAUUGAUUUUGCGUCAGGAGCGAUCUCGAUUCAUCGACAGCGCGCGGAGCUGGGCGAGGAGCUGGCUAGCCGCGACCGUCACCACCACCAUCACCACCACCAUCACCGUCGCCGCCGCGAGGAAGUAUAGCCAUGAAUAAUUCACUCGGCUAAGACGGCCAGCACAGGAGUUUCUCCGAUUUCGAGGCACCGAGAGAGACUCUGAGGACCAAUCGAGAUGGGCGAGCACUCCGCGAGUUUUCUUCACCUCGGCGACAUCGUCAGCCUCUACGCCGAGGGAAACGUGUCCGGGUUUCUUUCUACGUUGGGGUUGGUCGACGACAGAUGUGUAGUAUGUCCCGAAGCUGGAGAUUUGUCAACUCCACCGAAGAAAUUCAGAGAUUGCCUUUUCAAAAUAUGUCCUAUGAACCGGUAUUCCGCCCAAAAGCAAUUCUGGAAGGCAGCGAAACAGAGUGCGAGUUCGGGCACAGACGCUAUCUUGCUCAAAAGACUUCACCAUGCAGCCGAAAUCGAGAAAAAGCAAAAUGAGACUGAAAACAAGAAACUAUUGGGCACCAUCGUUUCCUACGGUAACGUCGUACAGUUGCUGCAUCUCAAGUCCAACAAAUUCCUGACGGUAAACAAGAGGCUGCCAGCGUUGCUGGAGAAGAAUGCGAUGAGGGUAUACUUGGAUGCAAACGGAAAUGAGGGUUCGUGGUUUUACAUAAUGCCGUUCUACAAGCUGCGUAGCGACGGCGACAGCGUUGUCGUCGGUGACAAGGUGAUCAUGGAACCGGUGAACGCGGGUCGCCAGGGCCUCCACGUGGCCGCUAAUUAUGAGCUCAGCGAUAAUCCCGGCUGCAAGGAAGUUAACGUCGUGAACUCGUCCACGUCAUGGAAGGUGACUCUCUUCAUGGAGCAUCGAGAGAACCAGGAGGAGAUUCUCAAGGGCGGCGACGUGGUGCGACUGUUUCACGCCGAACAAGAAAAGUUUCUAACUAUGGAUGAAUACAAGAAGAAACAACACGUGUUUCUCAGGACGACGGGUAGGACCAGUGCUACCGCGGCCACUAGCAGCAAAGCUUUGUGGGAAGUCGAGGUAGUGCAACACGAUCCAUGCAGAGGCGGCGCGGGCCAUUGGAAUUCACUUUUCAGAUUUAAACACCUAGCAACUGGCCAGUACCUCGCCGCCGAGGUUGACGCGGAGGAACCACGGGAACUCGUGAAGGGCAAACGCGAUCCACCUGGACCGAUCUACAGAUUAGUGUCAGUACCGCAUAGCAAUGAGAUUAGCUCAUUAUUCGAACUGGAUCCUACAACUCUAACGCGGGGUGAUAGUCUGGUUCCACAAUCGUCCUUUGUCAGAUUACAUCACAUAUGCACAAAUACGUGGGUCCAUUCAACAAGCGUACCGAUCGAUAAGGAUGACGAGAAACCCGUGAUGUCAAAGGUGGGUUGCGCGACCAGUAAAGAGGAUAAAGAGGCCUUUGCUCUAAGAUCAGUGUCGCCAGUCGAAGUACGCGAUUUAGAUUUCGCAAAUGACGCCUGUAAGGUGUUGACAGCGAUGAGCAGCAAGCUGGAAAAGGGGACGAUUUCGCAUAAUGAGCGAAGAGCCGUUACUAGUUUGCUGCAAGACAUCGUAUACUUUAUAGCUGGAUUAGAGAAUGAGCAAAAUAAAUCUGAAGCGUUAGAACUGGUCGUUACGAACGCCGUGAGAGACCGUCAGAAACUAUUGCGCGAACAGUAUAUUCUUGGCCAAUUGUUCAAAAUACUGCAGGCUCCAUUCUUAGAAUCUGCAGAGGGUGAGGGACCAUUUCUUAGGAUAGAGGAACUUAAUGAUCCAAGACACGCUCCAUACAAAUACAUGUUUCGUCUGUGCUAUCGAAUACUCAGGCUUUCGCAGCAGGAUUAUAGGAAGAAUCAGGAAUACAUCGCUAAACAUUUCGCGUUUAUGCAAAAACAAAUCGGUUAUGAUAUUUUAGCGGAAGAUACCAUUACUGCGCUUUUACAUAAUAACAGAAAAUUGUUGGAGAAGCAUAUAACAGCUGCGGAAAUAGAGACAUUUGUAGGUCUCGUUAGGAAAAAUAUGCGUAACUGGGAAUCGAGAUUUCUGGAUUAUUUGUCGGAUCUGUGUAUCUCUAAUAAGAAGGCAAUAGCCGUAACGCAAGAAUUGAUUUGUAAAAGCGUACUUAGCGAAAAGAACAAAGAUAUUCUGUUAGGAACAAAAAUGGUGAAAACUCAGAUAGAGGAAAUCGAAGAUAUCGAUGAGAAGCAAGAGAACGCCGAGCCAAGAAUCACUGUUAUAGAAGAAUUUGAAGUGGUAUUGGAAUGGAAUAAUGGAACUAAAUCAAUGCCUCUGAGUGAAUUGUCAAGAGGGGCGAAAAUGGGAAACAUUCAUGACGCAGCAAUUUUAGACUAUUACAGGCAUCAAUUAAAUCUGUUUAGUAAUAUGUGUUUGAAUAGACAGUAUUUAGCACUAAAUAAUUUGUCACCACAUUUGGACAUUGAUCUUAUACUUAAAUGUAUGGAAGAUGAAACAGUACCAUACGAAUUACGUGCAUCAUUUUGCCGAUUAAUGCUACAUCUUCACGUAGAUAGAGAUCCGCAAGAACAAGUAACUCCUGUAAAAUAUGCUCGUCUUUGGUCAGAAAUCCCGUCAAAAAUGAGUAUAAACGAUUACGAUACGAACAGAAUACCGGACCAAAAUAAAGAGGCUGUUCGUACUAAAUUUAGUUCGACAAUCAUGUUUGUUGAGGAUUAUCUGUGUAAUGUUGUCGCGAAAAUGUGGUCUUUUGGGGAUCAAGAACAAAACAAGCUCACAUUUGAGGUCGUUAAAUUAGCACGUGACCUAAUUUACUUUGGAUUCUACAGUUUUAAUGAUCUAUUAAGCUUAACAAAGACAUUGCUUAGUAUUUUGGAUUGUGUGUCGGAGAAUGAAUCCACUGAUGGAAAGAUACCUACGGGUGAUAUCGAUUCUGAUACGGAUUCUGAGGAGGCAGCUGAAGGAGGUAUACUUAGAUGCAUUGGCGACAUGGGUGCUGUGAUGACAAACUUAACAUUAGGACCGGCUGGUCAAGUAUCCGGUUCCUCUCCAAGACCAAAGCCAUUAAUGAAGAAGGAAUAUCCCUUGGUGAUGGAUACAAAACUCAAGAUAAUCGAGAUUUUGCAGUUUAUUCUGGAUGUUCGACUGGAUUAUAGAAUAUCUUGUCUUUUGAGUAUAUUCAAACGUGAAUUUGAUGGAACAGCAUCGACGGCUGCAGAGAAGACCGGAGAUGUGAAUCUAGGACAGAAAGCUAUUGAUUUAGAUUCAAUUGGUACACAGGCAGAAGGAAUAUUUGGAAGCAGUGAGGAAUGCGCAGCGCUGGAUUUAGAUGGCCAAGGAGGUAGAACGUUUCUACGUGUUUUAUUACAUCUGGCUAUGCACGAUUAUCCUCCAUUGGUGUCUGGAGCCUUACAUUUAUUAUUCAGACACUUUAGCCAAAGACAAGAAGUUUUACAAGCAUUUAAACAGGUGCAGCUUUUAGUUUCUGAUAGUGACGUAGAAUCAUAUAAACAAAUAAAGGCAGAUUUAGACAUUUUGCGCCAAUCUGUUGAAAAAUCUGAACUUUGGGUAUAUAAAUCCAAGGCAACAGAGGAACAUGGAAAUAAGAAGAAGAAAAAAAGUAAAGAAGAAGAUGAUGAAGCCACAGCUCCUCGCAAACCUCUGUUAUCUGCAUUAGAUAAACAAGGGUCUGCUAUUGAUUUGGAUAUCGGCCCACCGUUACACCCCGAUCAAGCGGAAGAAUAUAAAAAAAUUCAACAGAUAUUAAUAAGAAUGAAUAAACUGUGUAUUCAAAAUCUGCCUGGUGGUCAAGUGAAAGCUCGCAAACACGAACAGAGACUUCUGCGUAAUGUCGGAGUACAUACUGUUGUUUUAGAUUUAUUACAAGUUCCGUACGAUGUCAAGGAAGAUGUCAGAAUGAAUGAAUUAAUGCGCUUGGCGCACGAUUUCUUGCAAAACUUUUGUCUGUCUAAUCAACAAAAUCAGGUUCUUUUGCACAAGCAGCUAGAUCUGUUCUUGAAUCCCGGCAUAAGAGAAGCGCAGACAGUAUGUAGUAUUUUUCAAGAUAAUUCCGUUCUUUGCAACGAAGUCGGUGCGAAAGUUAUACAGCAUUUUGUACAUUGUAUAGAAACGCACGGAAAACAUGUGCAAUAUUUAAAGUUUUUGCAAACUAUAGUGAAGGCAGAGAAUCAAUUUAUUAGAAAAUGCCAAGAGAUGGUGAUGCAAGAGUUAGUUCAAGCGGGAGAAGAUGUUUUAAUUUUUUACAAUGAUAGAGCCUCAUUUAAUCAUUUUGUAGAAAUGAUGCGAUCUGAAAGACAUCGAAUGGAUGAAAGCAGUCCUCUUCAAUAUCACGUAGAGUUGGUAAAACUUCUAGCUUGUUGCACGAUGGGCAAGAAUGUCAAUACUGAAAUUAAAUGUCACAGUCUGUUGCCGUUAGAUGACAUCGUUGCUGUGGUGUCACAUCCAGACAGUAUACCAGAGGUGAAAGAAGCGUACAUCAAUUUUCUCAAUCACUGUUACAUUGAUACGGAAGUCGAGAUGAAAGAAAUUUAUACGUCGAAUCAUAUGUGGUCGUUAUUUGAAAAAUCUUUUAUAGUUGAUAUGGGUUUAAUUGCUACGUCCACUCACGAUCGACAACACGCAGAUACAGCCUUGGAGACUUACGUGACGAGUUGUUUAAUGAACAUCAUAGCUACAUUUUUCAGCAGUCCGUUUUCUGAUCAAAGUACCACUGUACAGACAAGGCAACCGAUAUUUGUCCAGUUGCUUCAUGCAGCUUUUAAUGUAUCACAAUGUGCAUGGCUAAGUGCUGGACAAAGAUUUAACGUCGAGAAUUGUAUACGAACAUUAUCAGAAGUAGCUAAAGGAAGAGGUAUUGCUAUACCGACUGAUCUGGAAAGCCAGGUUGCCAAUAUGUUUAACAAAGCGGCUAUGCUCAGCAGACAAACCAACAAAUGGUUGCAAGCCGCUAAACAACCAAAAAUUGAACGUAGUCAAAGCCAGCUCAUGCGUUUAGAUCGAAGUAUUAUAGAGGGUCUACAAGACAUAGUGUCUCUGUUAGAAGAACAAUUAAAACCUUUGGUACAGUCCGAAUUGUCACUAUUAGUAGAUAUCCUCUAUCGACCUGAAUUACUAUUUCCCGCAGCAACUGAUGCUAGAAAAAGAUGUGAAAACGGUGGCUUUAUCAAGAGACUAAUUAAACACACUGAAAAAUUGUUAGAAGAAACAGAAGAAAAAUUAUGCGUCAAAGUCUUGAGGACACUCAGGGAAAUGAUGGCUAUUGAUCCUGAAUACGGAGAAAAAGGAGAUGCAUUGAGAAAUAAUCUUUUGACGCGUUACUUCGGUAAAAGUUUUACACAAAAUCCGGAGAAUGUUGACAUUGGAGUGUCCCGUAGUGCGACUAUUACCCAUGGUCCAGGAGCGAAAAUAUUAAGCCGAGCUGGUAGAACUUUGCACGAUGUGCAAACUCAUCUCGAUCAUGAAGGCGCUUCGGACUUAGUCGUAGAAUUGGUGAUUAAGAGCGUACACUCUCCAAGCAUAUUUGUAGAAGCUGUGGAACUUGGUAUCGCACUGUUGGAGGGUGGAAAUCCUAUUAUACAGAAGAGUAUGUUUAAUAAAUUAAUGGGUGGCGAUUUAAGUCAAUCAUUCUUCAAGGUGUUUUACGAUAAAAUGAAAGAUUCUCAGCAAGAGAUUAAAUCUACCGUAACAGUAAAUACAUCUGAUAUGGCAAUGAAAGCACAUGAAGAUAAAGAGGGCAAAGAUGACAAAUUGUCACGAAAACGUGGAUCAGGAAAGCCUAAUGGAAUGGUGAUAACCGAUGAGUUACGCGACGAAUUGAAUCAAGUCGCGGUAUCCAAUGCACAGGCAUACGCAAACAUACGUAAUGGUCUUGCAUCUGGUGAAGAUGUGGCAAAUAAUGUGUUAGACGACAUAAGUGAAAAGUCAGACAGAAACAAAAGCAAUUCGUCUGGUCCCGACAAGGAAGAGGGUCAAUUGAGCCCUAAAGUUCUAGUGAUGCAACCGAUUUUGCGUUUUUUACAAUUACUUUGUGAGAAUCAUAAUAGAGAGUUACAGAAUUUCCUAAGAAAUCAAAAUAAUAAAACGAAUUUCAAUUUGGUAUCGGAGACACUCAUGUUUUUGGACUGCAUUUGCGGUUCUACUACCGGUGGAUUAGGUCUUCUUGGUCUCUACAUUAAUGAAUAUAAUGUAGCGCUGAUCAAUCAAACUUUAGAAACAUUGACGGAGUACUGUCAAGGGCCGUGCCAUGAUAAUCAAAAUUGCAUCGCUACGCACGAGUCUAACGGCUUAGAUAUUAUAACGGCAUUGAUACUGAAUGAUAUUAAUCCUUUGGGAAAAACUAGAAUGGAUCUGGUACUGGAAUUAAAAAAUAAUGCCAGUAAAUUAUUGUUAGCGAUUAUGGAAAGUAGAGGCGAUAGUGAAAACGCUGAGAGGAUUAUGUAUAACAUGAAUCCGAAACAGCUCGUAGAUGUAGCAUGCAAAGCUUUUCAUCAGGAAUCAUUGGAUGAUUCCAGCGAUAUCGAUGAUUCUUCGACGUAUGGAGAAGAUGGAGUGUCGCCUAAAGAUGUUGGGCAUAAUAUUUACAUCUUGUGUCAUCAAUUAGCGCAACACAACAAAGAAUUGGCAAUGAUGUUGAAGCCAUCAGAACAGAAUACUGCGGAUCCAAAAAUUAACAAAGCAUUGGAAUAUUAUGCAUCUCAUACAGCUCAAAUAGAGAUUGUAAGACAUGAUAGAACGCUUGAACAAAUUGUUUUUCCUAUACCGGAAAUCUGUGAACUUAUAACUACGGACACAAAAAUAAGGGUAUUGAACACUACAGAACGAGAUGAUCAAGGAUCGAAAGUUUCCGAUUUCUUCGAGAGAACGGAAGACAUGUUUAAUGAAAUGAAAUGGCAAAAGAAGCUCAGAGGACAAUCAAUGUUAUUUUGGAUGAGCAGUUAUAUGUCAUUAUGGAGUAACAUUUUAUUCAAUUGCGCCGUUCUUAUAAAUCUUAUUGUAGCAUUUUUCUAUCCGUUUGGGAAUUCUGUGCUUGAGCUCAGUUAUCAUAUCUCAGCUUUAAUUUGGACAGUCAUACUUGUGUCUAUCACUCUCAUUGCUAUUUUGCCAAGGGAGACCGGUAUACGUACAUUUGUUGCAGCAACGAUAGUGCGAUUAAUUUUUUCUGUAGGUCCAGAACCGACAUUGUGGCUGCUUGGUUUUGUGACGAUUACAUUUAAAGUGGUACAUCUUAUAAGUAUUAUAGGUAAUCAGGGUACCCUGACUAGAAGCGUAGGACAAAUAAUAACAAAUAUCGAACUUUUGUAUCACAUGUUAUAUUUAGCAUUUUGUGUUUUGGGAAUUUUUAUGCAUCCAUUUUUCUAUUCAGUUUUACUCUUUGAUGUAGUUUAUCGCGAAGAGACUUUGCUCAAUGUAAUAAAGUCCGUAACUCGAAAUGGAAGAUCUAUUGUACUCACGGCUGUAUUAGCCUUGAUUUUAGUUUACAUGUUUUCCAUUAUCGGUUUUAUGUUUUUCAAAGAUGAUUUCCUCGUUCCUGUGGAUGAAGAGAUUAUAUCUUCCUUUGAGCAAAAAGUUGUGGAUACUUGUAGCACUGGUGAUAAAGAAAACUGCAAAGCUACAGAAACAAUAUCACGUUAUGCUAGUGAAGCGAAUGAACGAAUACAUAAACCCGAAAUAAUUAAUAUUGGCGGAGAAUUGAAAGAACGAACAUGCGAUUCACUCGUUAUGUGUAUCGUUACUACGUUAAAUCAAGGGUUGAGAAAUGGUGGUGGAAUAGGAGACAUUCUACGAGCACCUUCCAGCGUUGAACCUUUGUUUGUGGCAAGAGUCAUAUACGAUUUACUAUUCUUCUUUAUCGUGAUAAUUAUCGUUUUGAAUCUCAUUUUUGGUGUGAUUAUUGAUACCUUUGCGGAUCUUAGAUCAGAGAAACAGCAGAAGGAAUUGAUCUUGAAAAAUACUUGUUUUAUUUGUGGAUUGAAUAGAUCAGCUUUCGAUAACAAAACAGUUUCCUUUGAAGAACAUAUAAAACAUGAGCAUAAUAUGUGGCAUUAUCUUUAUUUUAUUGUUUUGGUGAAGGUGAAAGACCCGACGGAAUUCACGGGUCCAGAAUCAUACGUUUAUGCCAUGGUUAAGGAUCGAAAUCUGGAAUGGUUCCCGAGGUUGCGAGCCAAGUCAUUAGCGGCGGAUGAAGGUGAAGGAGAACAAGUAGAAUUAAGGAGUCUGCAAUCGCAAUUAGAAUCUACGCAGAUGUUAGUUAAAUGUCUGUCCCAGCAACUUAUGGAGCUUCGUGAUCAAAUGACGGAGCAACGAAAGCAGAAGCAGCGGUUAGGCCUCCUGAAUUCUGCGUCUCAAAUACUGCAUAAUAUACCCACGUAAAUUUAAGGCAUGUAUUUUCUUAUUUUCUUUUAUCCUGGACGAAUCUCAGUUUGAUACUCUAAGACAGUACAUACGUAAAAAAUAUUCGUGUGUUCUUAACUGGCAUUUAAAGAUAUGAAAAUAUACCGAGUGGGUAACCCGAGGCAUUUUUACGGUUUUGUUCCUAAUUUUAAUGAAAGUAAAGUACGCUUAGGGCAUUAAGGUUACAUCAUUCUUCUCGUUUUAUUACAAAGGUUCAUGGCUCGGUUUAUCGGUCAGCCAUCAAGGAACUCGAAUACCGUAAACUACAUUGUCAAUGUAUAUGAAUAUUGUUAUGCAUAUAUAGAGAAAUUUAUCCAUUGAUGUAUUAAGAUAAAUUACCUAAAACUUCCAAUUAAAAUGCUAUAAGGUAAUAUUCUAAUGUUUUAGAAUAUUCUCGUUUUUAUGUGAUCAAUAUUAUAUUUUAAUUUUGUUAUUAUAAUAUUUAUAUAUAUCCAAAUGGAUAUAUUAAAUAUAGAUAGUAGUAUCAGUGUUUUAACAGUUAUAUUUUAUAUUUUCUUUUGUUUUAUUCAAGGUUGUGUUAUGCGAAUUAUUCUGGUAGAUAUUAUAAAAAUAAAAAUGUUUUUAAAACUAGAUAAAAAUACAUUUGUAAAAUUGAUAUAGAUUUUUUAUAUUAUAAUAUAUAUUUCAUUAUAUAUAUAUUUGGAUUAUAUCCAUUUAGUUCAGAAUAAUUCUUUGUUGAUUGGUAUCACUUUCUUUAUAUUAUUUUUUUACUUUGUGUACAGAUGCAAUAAAACACACAAAAUGAUUUAAAUUAUAUUUUAGUGAAAGUACAUAAUUUCAUAAUAAUAAAACGCUCAAAUUUUAAUUCUGUAAAAAUCAUUGAAAUUUGUAUCCUAUAAUAUUUAGAUUGAUACAUUGUUAUGACGAUUUGUAAAUGCGGUUAGAAGAUAUAUGCAUAAUUGCGAAAGAUUAAAAUAUACAUUUAGGAUAUUGGAUUGUUGGUUCAGUUUUCACAAAGACGAUAUCAUAUCAAUCACGAGUGAUAUCACAAACAUAAUUAACAAAACCAUGGUAAUUAAUAGGGAUCAAUGGACUUUAUCUAAUAUGUAUAGGAAAAAUCUUUUGAAUUUUCAGAUUAUAAUGAACGAGUUUUAGAACAUUGUUGUCUGAUUAUUGAUUGUUAAUAUAUAAACGAUAGUUGACAUAUUAUAAAUUUUAAUCAAGUUGUGUUAUCGUAUUAUGAUAUAGAUAAAUUAUAUAGUUGAAUAUUGCAUGCUACUGCGCUGUUAUUGUGGAGUUAAAAUUUAACUCCUUUUCAAAAUAAUACUUGAGAUUUGUGUCUAUAUAGGAAUAUAAUAUAUACGUUUUAUUUGUUUUUAAUGUUGAUAUUAAAUUUAACGCAGUUGUAUAUAUUUUAUUAAAUACCGUAAUCGUCUAAAGAAAAUGAAACUAUGUUACUUAGAGCUAACUAUUUUUUAUUCCCUAUCAUAUAUUAUUAUAUUAUUAUAUGUAUAUUGAUCUCUUCAUAUUUCCUCUUUCUUUUAUGUCAAAUAUACCAGAUUGUAUUGUUAAGAUCUUUAAAUUUAAAUAGUAUCUAUUAAGAUAUAUUACUUUUUUCUGGCUCAUGCAAUCAUUUUUGUUACAUAAUAUACAUGUAGCUACAUUAUGCAUGUAAAUUACAUUCAUAUUUCCAUGUGAAUAAAUUAUGUUCUUUUUUAA